Messenger RNA from Neopelma chrysocephalum (saffron-crested tyrant-manakin), 1567 nucleotides. RefSeq names its product prolyl 4-hydroxylase subunit alpha 3 (gene P4HA3). NCBI's taxonomy places the organism in Eukaryota, Metazoa, Chordata, Aves, Passeriformes, Pipridae. Gene Ontology annotation, molecular function: L-ascorbic acid binding; procollagen-proline 4-dioxygenase activity; protein binding. The record is from RefSeq and is a predicted model, not a curated record. Bases 177 to 1091 code for a protein of 304 amino acids. Gene Ontology annotation, biological process: peptidyl-proline hydroxylation to 4-hydroxy-L-proline. Gene Ontology annotation, cellular component: endoplasmic reticulum. The transcript has 10 exons.
GCAGGUCCAGGUGAUGUGUUGCCUCACAGGUAGCCUAUGACACAGGUGACUAUUACCACUCCAUCGCAUGGCUGGAGGAGGCUGUCAGCCUCUUCCGCCUCUCCUAUGGCAGCUGGAACCCGGAGGACCGGAGCAGCCUGGAGGAUGCUCUGGACCAUCUCGCCUUCUCCUACUUCAUGGCUGGAAACAUCUCCCAUGCCUUGAGCCUCUCCAGGGAGUUUCUCCACUAUGAUCCCAGCAACCAAAGGGUGACAAGGAACGUGGCCAAGUAUGAGAAGCUGCUGGAGAUGGGGACGGGGGCGAGCACCAGACCCCUGAGACGCCCCAACAGCACCCGCCUGCAGAGCCGGGACGCCUACGAGGAGCUGUGCCAGCGCCCCAGGGGGCAGCCGGCCCCAGAGCGGCUCCUGCACCUUGGCUGCUCCUAUGAGACCAACAGCAGUCCCUACCUCCUCCUCCAGCCUGCCAAGAAGGAGGUGGUCCGGAUCCGACCCUAUGUGGCACUGUACCAUGAUUUCAUCAGCGAUGCUGAGGCUGAGACCAUCAAGGGGUUGGCAGGGCCCUGGCUGCAGAGAUCCGUGGUUGCCUCUGGGGAGAAGCAGCAGAAAGCCGAGUACCGGAUAAGCCAGAGUGCGUGGCUGAAGGACACGGCUGACCCCGUGGUGAGGGCCUUGGAUCGGCGCAUCGCUGCCGUCACCGGCCUGGACCUGCGGCCACCCUACGCCGAGUACCUGCAAGUGGUCAACUAUGGGCUGGGAGGCCACUAUGAGCCACACUUCGACCACGCCACGUCCAGGAAGAGCCCCCUUUACAGAAUGAAGUCGGGCAACAGGAUCGCCACGGUCAUGAUCUAUCUGAGUGCAGUGGAGGCUGGGGGCUCCACCGCCUUCAUCUACGCCAACUUCAGCGUGCCUGUGGUCAAGAAUGCCGCUCUUUUCUGGUGGAACCUGCGGAAGAACGGGAAUGGUGAUGGUGACACUCUCCACGCCGGCUGCCCUGUCCUGGCUGGGGACAAGUGGGUGGCGAAUAAGUGGAUCCAUGAGCACGGGCAGGAGUUUCGGCGGCCAUGUGGUGCUGACCCAGGGGACUGAGCCAUCGUGGGAUCAUGGAUGUGGCAAACCCAUCCCAGCACAGCAUGUUCCCAAGGCUGGAGUGAGAGGGAGGGAGGGAAGGAGGGAAGGGGGUGGAAGCGUAGUGGGGGGUAAUCCGAGGGGCUGUCACUUGCUCAGCCACGACCAAAUUGUGUGGAAAUAAAGUCAAAGGGCACUAAAAUGGAGUCUCUUUUGGGGUGACAAACCUAAUCCUGGGGCUCCCAGAGCUGUUUUGGAAUGUCAAAAUCCAGUCUCAGGGAUCCCAGCUCUGUUUCGGGAUGACAAACCCUAACCCUGCAGCUCCCAUCUGUGUUUUGGGAUGCCAGAAUCAAGUCUCGGAUCCCAGCUCUGUUUUAGGGUGCCAAAACCUCAAUCACAGUGCUCCCAUCCAUGUUUUAGGAUGCCAAAAUUCAGUCUCAGGGAGAUGCCAUCUCCUUCCACCCCUCCUGGCCCCCCGCCUCCCCGCAGACAGAUUC